Zootoca vivipara (common lizard) is the source of this 851-nucleotide messenger RNA. Lineage: Eukaryota; Metazoa; Chordata; Lepidosauria; Squamata; Lacertidae. The record is from RefSeq and is a predicted model, not a curated record.
UCCUCUUUGAAUAACCUACAUUCUUUCCCCUCCAGAUGAAAAGAUUAAUCGAGAUGCCGAUGGAUAUCUUAGAAAGAGUGAAAGAAGCGUUUUCUAAGAAGAAUUCUCAAAACAAUAACCACUAUCAAUGGCCGUUUCAAAGUAACGCUGGUUCUUACCAACAACAGCCUCCCCCACCACCUCAGCAGUAUCCAGGAGCAGGCGUAUAUUUAUAUGCUCCCGCUCCUCCACCACCAAAUCAAGGAAAUGGACAGCCUGGUUCUCAGCCAUAUCCAGGAUAUCCAGGACAGCCUUCUUCGGUAUCAUUUGGAAUGUAUGGACAACCUCCUCCUCCCCCACCAAAUCAAGGAAAUGGACAGCCUGGUUCUCAGCCAUAUCAAGGAUAUGGACAGCCUCCUCCACCGCCAUUUGCAUAUGGACCACCUCCUCCUCCUCCACCCAGUGGAAAUGAUCAACCUCCUCCUCCCUGCCGGAGGAGCAGCUCUCAAGCCCCGCCAGCAGCGCCACCCUCGCCCGCCUCUUCUCAGGCUGCGGGCGCCGUUGCAGGGAAGCCGGCCGCGAGCCUCCUGUCGGCGCUGCAGCCAGGGCUGCCUGGACGGCAGCACCGCACAACCACUUUGCCUGAGGCGGAUCACAGCUGGCAGCGUCCCUGCCCGUUAGGCUGCCCCCACCGGUGGCCUGCCAUGCCUGGCCCUGCCCGGCGGAGCGUGUGUCUGGCUUCGCCGCUGCUGGUCCUGCUUGCGGCGGGCGAAAAGCAGAAGCCAUGGCAUGGCGGUGUCGGGGCAGGGGGAGUGGCGCCUCGGAGGUUUUCCGGCUGGGAAAGGGGGGCGUGGAUCCGGAGGGACCUAUGA